AGAUUUAGUGGUGUGUCUUUUCCGAGGACAGAGUUAGUGCUGGUUUGGAUUGUUCCCAGCACUGUGCGUCAGUCUCUCCAUCUUUGCAUGUCUUUGCGAGUAGCACACGCCUCACGACACAGCGUUCUAUCAUGAAUUCUCUGUGAUUCAUAAAUCACAUCAGAAUAUAGGAAAAAGCUAAGUCUCAUCUUCACUUGUUUCAACACAUAUUAUCUUACUUGAAGACGCAUCUUCACUUGUUUCCACAUAUUGUCUUACAUACUUGAGAAUACAAUACUUUCUUCACUUCGUAAUCGUUUUUCUCUCUGGUUCUUGUCCAGCUACAUCAAACGAGAAAAUGGCGGCGUCUGCAGUGAAGAGGUUUGUUCCGUUGGCUGACCGUGUGCUGGUCCAAGUCUUCAAAGCGGAGGCUAAGACCGCUACCGGCAUAUACCUACCAGAAGCAGCAAAACAGAGCAUCAAUCAGGCGAAGGUAUUUUCUUUUCUAUCUUGCGAGCGCGACACGCGUGAGGCGGCAGGGUCGCGCGCGAACAUAAUAAUAAUAAUAAUAAUAAUAAUAAUAAUAAUAAUAAUAAUAAUAAUAAUAAUAAUAAUAAUAAUAAUAAUAAUAAUAAUAAUAAUAAUCUGGUCUUUCUUUUUUCUAGUUAGGUCGGCUCCACCACAAUUAUUAAAUCUGGGGUUUUUGUCUGUGAUGAAGUGAGGAACUUGAACUGGGAGAUUGUUUUGUGUGAACCCGCUAAUGAGCAAGAUGAAAGGAAAAUGUUGAUCUAGUAGCUACUAGUAGGACAAGAUCUACUUGUACUUUUUGAGUAGCAAUUGCAAGUCACAUUUCUUUUCAAAAUGGACCUCCUUUCUUCAGGUAAUCUCUGUCGGCAAAGGCCGACUCGGAGAGGGUGACAAGUUGCUCCCCUUGUCGGUGAAAGCGGGUGACACCGUUAUCAUUCCGGAAUAUGGUGGUAUGAGCAUCAAAUUCGAUUCAGAGGACUACAAAUUAUUCCGUGACGACGAUAUCGUUGGAGUUAUGGCUGAGGAAGGUGGGGCUGCGGCUUAAGACGCGGAGGAAGAGGGAAAAGCGAGGGUCUUCAACGUGGGAGCAGAAGAGGAGAUUUUAGCGUUGAGCCGAAGGGCUUUCUCUACCUCCUCUUGGACCUUCUCGACCUCGAUCCGUUGACGAAGACAACCUGCUGUUGAGCCGAAGCUGGCUGUGUUGUGUGUUGUAUCAGUUCUUUUCAUCUCAGUAGGUUCACAAACCUACAAUUUUCUUUUCAAUGUCAGAGUACCCCAUAGUUGAAUGCUCUAGAUGAUCAAGAAAAGUGUAUCAAAAACAGGGUUCUUCUCAGGGUAUCAUGAUGAGUAACUUUCUUGGAUCAACAACAUUUUCCGCAAGCAGUCGCGCACUGUUUCACCGCAUGUACUGAUUUUUUUCAUAAGGGUUACGUCUGUACCUGAUAUUGGGUGACGCGAAAAAAAUAGUGAUGCGACCUCGCAGAAUGAACCCAGGAGCGCCUGUGUGUCAUCGCCAGGCGCAAAAAGACCUGUUCUACUCUUGCUACUAGCACCCGACCCAUAAUAAAGCACCCAUGAUUUUUUCUUGGCACGAAAACGUAAGGGUUUUGCAUGGGAAACCGCGG
Messenger RNA from Amoebophrya sp. A25, 1631 nucleotides. The record is from the annotation of a GenBank genome assembly. NCBI's taxonomy places the organism in Eukaryota, Dinophyceae, Syndiniales, Amoebophryaceae.